AUGAGACUUGAAAAAGAUUUUCAAGGUCUCAUGCAGCAAGAGAGAGCGAUAGUUCCACAUCAUAAACAUGAAAAAAAAGAAAGAUCUUUAUGCUAUUAUUUCCGCUUAAGAGAUUUAUGGUUUUCGCUGUGCUGUACACAAGCAAUUGUCGUUCGGCUGAGAAGUUGGAAAGAACUUCAAAACUCUAGUGAAAUAGCACAAACAAUUGCAAACUCCCCAGACUCUUUGGCUCUUUACUUUUUUUUUGUUAAAGCAUUACAACGAUGGUGUUGCAUUGAUUAG
This is a messenger RNA of Clunio marinus, 282 nucleotides long. The record is from the annotation of a GenBank genome assembly. NCBI's taxonomy places the organism in Eukaryota, Metazoa, Arthropoda, Insecta, Diptera, Chironomidae.